Lycium barbarum (goji berry) is the source of this 2754-nucleotide messenger RNA. RefSeq lists its product as uncharacterized. Bases 1 to 2754 code for a protein of 917 amino acids. The record is from RefSeq and is a predicted model, not a curated record. The transcript is spliced from 11 exons. NCBI's taxonomy places the organism in Eukaryota, Viridiplantae, Streptophyta, Magnoliopsida, Solanales, Solanaceae.
AUGGCGGACAAAAGCACUCCAUGCAGAGUUACUAGAGGCAUACCCAAUUAUCUGCACCAUUAUGAUGAUGGUCCAUCUUUUAAUUUGUGUAUCACUCAAAAUGAUGAAGAAAUUGCAGGCUAUGUUGCUAGAAUGGAUGCUGAGAGUAGUAUUAAGAGGCGCCAUGACCCGGUAAGUAUGGAAACAAUGGGAGUUGAAGGUUCAAAAUCUACCAAACGAAAAGAUGUCGUUGAUUCAUCGAUAUCUGAAGCAUCCCUACCAAGUAUUGAAAAACGGAGAAAAAUUAUCGAUGGUUCUUCAAUUAGUAAGGGAAAAAAUGUUGUUGAAGAUGUUCCUUCAAAAGCAGGGGAGAGUAAGUUUUUUCUGAAAGAUCUUCCUCCUCAUUCGGUGCACAUGAGUUGUUACACCAAUAUUGAAGUAUUUAAAGAUCUCAAGGACAAACUAACUGAUAAGCAGUACAAAAUAUUUGGGGAAACUUGCUUUGGUGUAUUCACCCGAAUGCAACACUCUGAUGUUCAAGCACAAAUGUUGAGGUGCUGCAUGGUGAGAGAACUUAUUGGAAGUACUCCUGAUGCUUUUUUGAUUGAUAUAAAUGGUAAUGAAUUGCGGUUUUCUAUAAGAGAAUUUGCAAUAAUAACUGGUUUGAAGUGUGUUGGUGAUGAAGAUGCUUUUAAAGUUAACCGCAAGGGUAAAAACAGGAUUUUGGAGACAUAUUUUGGUGGUUCUAAGAAAAUGUCCUCAAAGGCAGAUUUGAUUGAAUGCUUCACAGAUAAAAAUUGGGGCCUCAAUAAUGCUGAUGCCGUUAAGAUUGCUGUCCUCUAUUUCAUUCAUACCUAUAUCUUGUCCAAUGAGAAGAAUGCAGUAAAAAUACCAAGGCUACACUUUGAUUUGGUAGAGUCUGGAAGAUACGUGGAUUACCCAUGGGGUAAGAAAGCAUUCAAUGAGUUGAUUAAAAGUAUGACUCACAAGAUGACUUCUGAGAAAAAGUUUUAUAGGCUCCAUGGAAUGCCACUUGCUAUGCAAGUUUGGCUUUAUGAGUGUUGUUCAUUUGUUGACGCCACUCUUGCAGUCAAGACGGGCAACAACAUUCCCAGAAUGUUGAAUUGGACGACCAUUAAAAGUCAACCAAGCUUUAAGGAACUGAUGGACGACAUGUUUAAAGAAGAUAACACCCCGGAAAUGCGUAUUUUUGCCAACAUAGUCCCGACGGUCGAUCAGCUUGCUUGUCUUCAAUUGCCCCCACUUGUCAAUGGUGUACCAGAAAGUACCACUGCCCCCGUCCUUGAUGAUGAUGAUUUUGCUUCUACACCACCCCAUAACGACACACAUCAAAAGGGAGUUGUUCAAUCAGAAUCUCCACCGUCUAAGAAACGUAGGCAGAUGUCUGUUGGGACUUCGUCAUCAAAGAAAGCAGAUCUGCAACCUGAAACAAUUCCAAUUUCCAACAUUGCUCCUCGUAGGAAGACGCCUAUUGUACAAACAAGAAAGUCGUCUUCUCCAAUUGGGAAUGAACAAGUGCAUGUGAAGGAUGAGUUCAAUGAUUUGCACAAAUUGAUCAAUGACAACUUGACAACGAUUCUUCAAGCUAUUGAAGCAAUUAAAGGGAAUAGGGAUUCUGAAAAGGGUGCUGCCAGAGAAUCUACAUUUCAGCAACAUGAUAAUGGAAUACACAAUAAAUCACCGAUACAAAACGGGAGUUAUACGACUCAUUUUCCAACAGAGGGCCUAGUGGGAGAUGUUGGUGUAAACGAGGUUAAUUCUACUGGUGAUACAUUAAGGGAUUCAACACAGGAAAUUCAGGGACCAGGUGAUAUUUUGGGAGAUUAUGUCGAACCAGAGCCGUUUGGAUCACAAAUCCCUAUCAAGACAGCUGAUGUUAUCGUUGUUACUCCUGCUGCCAUACCUAUCAACGAAGGAAGCAACAUGUUAGUUCAUGAUAAUAUUGUGCAAGGUGUAUCUUCUUCUUCAUUUUGUGCCGGUACAGAUCAUUCUAAUCAAGUGACGCCGCACAAUGUCGUUGUUGAGUUUGAGGGUAUUCAUGUUGGUAAGGAACAGGAACAUGUGCCUCAGUAUGAGCUGGCGGAUGAAUUCCUUCCAACACAGAAUACUAUAACAAAAAUUGUCAUGACUUUGCGUAAAGAGAGGCGUCCUGGCCCUUUGCAAAUGUCUCCUUACAUGACAAAUUUUGGGUCAGCUUCGGGUAGUUCAGUUAAGUUGACAGAGAUAUUUGACAAAAAACACCCAUUUGAUAAUAAUUGCAUCACGGGGCGACAUGAUGCCAAGCUGUUCGGUGAAUUCUCAAAAUGGGUAAAAGAUGGGCUGCUUGUUAGGCAUGACAGCAGAAAGAACAAAGAGGACCACUACAAAAAGGGUAAGGCAAAACUGCCAACAUCCAUGGAUUGUGGUAUUAAGAAAAUCAGCGACAAAAAUUGGUUCUAUCUUUUAUCAAUGGAGGGUCAGAUGUGGAAUGACGAGUCCAAGCAGGGAGUUGAUUGGAAUUAUCACCUUGCGUACAAAGACAAAGCACUGGCUGACAAAUUUGACGUCAUGUUUGUUGACAAUUUGCCACAACAGAGGCCUGGAAGCAUGGAUUGUGGAAUGUAUGUUGCUGCAUAUGCGGAGUAUUUGAGUCAGGGAGAAGGUAUUCCACAUGGAGACCUUGAUGCAGAAUUACUUCGUACGAGAUAUGGUGCUCUUUUGUGGGAUUACGCUUGCAGGUCUAAGGAGUUUUGUUGUCAAAAUGGAAGUUGUUAG